Messenger RNA from Colletotrichum scovillei, 2486 nucleotides. Its product is annotated as ubiquitin conjugating enzyme. NCBI's taxonomy places the organism in Eukaryota, Fungi, Ascomycota, Sordariomycetes, Glomerellales, Glomerellaceae. The transcript is spliced from 5 exons. Gene Ontology annotation, cellular component: nucleus. The record is from RefSeq and is a predicted model, not a curated record. Bases 733 to 1176 code for a protein of 147 amino acids. Gene Ontology annotation, biological process: protein polyubiquitination; ubiquitin-dependent protein catabolic process. Gene Ontology annotation, molecular function: ubiquitin conjugating enzyme activity.
CACUUCCUGCCUUUCCCCUCCAAAGUGGCUCCUGCCUACCUAAGGUUACCACACGACUCACCCCUUCCCGUCAUUUUUCGCCAGGCCCGACCGCUGACUUCCUUUCUCUCCUUCCUUUCCCUCCCACCCCAUUUCAAUCUCGACAUCAAUCUGUAACGGGACCGCCACGAAGCGAAUCAUUUCCUCCACGAACACCGCGUAAUAUCCUUCACGGGCGAUAUACCGAACGACCUUAUACACACGAUCGGGCUCUUUUCUUUUCGGGAGCAUCUUCUUCGGGGAUAAAUCUUUCCUCGUUUAGGUACUGUACGCCCCUCCCUACCACCAGCAGCACAUGAUUUGCACCCAAGACCGUCACAUCCACGCUUUCCACGACGCCUGCUGCUGCUGCUGCAUCGACACCGGCUACAUCGACAAUCCUCUUCGUCUUCGGCAUACAUAUAUAUCAAGUGUCAUACCAACACGAUCUUGGUUCCUCUGGCAUUCCUCGCAUCUCGACACAUACCACUUCGUUUCGCUUUCCCGGCCGACGCAAACUACAGAAGGCCAGCAGCAGCAACAGUGCAGCCCACCACCCCUCCACCCACCUCUGCCCGCAUCCUGCAUCCAAAAAAAGCCCACCACCGCCGACCGCUUUCGCUGACUUUUGCCCCUCACAACAACAGAACAUAGCAUUUGCGCUUUGGCGAUCGACCAUCUUCUAGAUACCCCCAACCACAAACCACAUCCAAAAUGGCUCUCAAGCGCAUUAACAAGGAGCUCACUGAUCUCGGCCGUGACCCGCCCUCUUCCUGCUCUGCCGGCCCCGUCGGCGAAGAUCUGUUCCACUGGCAAGCGACGAUUAUGGGACCCGGCGACUCUCCCUACUCUGGCGGCGUCUUCUUCCUCGCCAUUCACUUCCCUACCGACUACCCCUUCAAGCCGCCCAAAGUCAACUUCACCACUCGCAUCUACCACCCCAACAUCAACUCCAACGGCAGCAUUUGCUUAGAUAUUCUGCGUGACCAGUGGAGCCCGGCGUUGACCAUCUCCAAGGUCUUGCUGUCCAUCUGCUCAAUGCUGACGGACCCCAACCCCGACGACCCUCUGGUGCCCGAGAUUGCACACGUCUACAAGACGGACCGCGCCAGAUACGAGGCCACUGCUCGCGAGUGGACUCGCAAGUACGCUAUUUAGACGGUGCUCGAGGCAUGAUGGUUGGACAAGUAUGACAGGCGACGGCUUUCCUCUCUCUCUUCGACAGCUCUGGCGUACGAUUAGGUCAUGGUCAUUGCUCUGCGUUGCGGUUUGGGAUCUCUUUCGUUUCACCAGCACACAGAAGACGGUUCGGCCGUCGAAACAAAACACUUGACGGCGGAUUGGCAUUCUCGAGAAGAGGUUACGCGGGCAAUGUGGAUAGAAGGCGGACCGAUCAGACAGUUAGCAGCACAGGUACCACGUACGGGUUUUCAUACGGCAAGGCUUCAUGUUUCUACUGCAUUCACGCUGCAUUGCUGCGUACGUUUUGGUUGACACCUCAGAAGAGACGACUGGUAGUCAUCGUACCCAAUUAUUUCCGUGAUAAUGUGUGUUCGUGUAUCAGGCGUGGCGUUCCUCAAAGCCAGUGUAGGUUGCCAAAUACCCUCAACGCUUGGAUGAAGAGGAUUAGUCUUGGCUGGCGAGGGUCGGUCGUCGUUAAUAUCGGGCUAGAGCAGAUAUCGUUGCCCAGGAUACGACUCGAGAAGGCUUUCUACCUGAGUAAGUGAUCGAUGAGACCGAGUGAUGUCAAUGUAACAUUGAUGAUCUGUCCUAAGCGGCGGUCAUUGACUGCCGGGAGCCGUGUUUAAAGGCCCGUUCAUAGGGUGUUUCGAUGCCUUCCGAUUCCCUCACACACCGGAAUACCUGUCCCGUGGCAAGGGCAGCAGGUCUAGAUGUGCCUGCUUGACUUGCCUGGAUCGAGUGUGCUGGGACGCCGGCUCCGAGGACCCGGGGAUCUGAGGAUCCGAGGAUCAUGGUGAUGGGUUUGAGGAGAUGGGAUCUGGAUAGGUGUCCACGUGAGUUCGUGUGUUUAUCUAUGCGUGAUGGGUGGGGGAGGAAACUUAAUGGGAUUCGUGGGUGUGAGGUUCUUUUGUUUUUCUAGCAGUCCGCAGGAUGAGGCAAUGCGAUAUUGCAUGCUCAAGAGAACGACAUACUGGGAGUUAUUGAUAUUAAAAUCGGCAGUCUAUGGGAACAUGUCGCGAGAUACGAGAAACAAGUUGAAGAUGAUCCGUCGUUUGGAUUUAGGUGUGCAAAGGAGAAGGUGUGAGGAGGACUUGGUGCUUGUUUAGCCGCGGUCUUGUACUGGGUGGGAAAAGUGGAUGAUGUAGCUUUUGAUAUGAAGCUUCAAAUGAGAGACACGUUAAGUCUACGGGGAAUUGAUAGACAAGAUGGUCACUCGAGGUGUAACCCAGCGAGAUUCUGUCUUGCUUCCAGGGCGAAUGCGGUUCGCAGCUGAGGAUCACAACGGG